This is a messenger RNA of Rotaria sp. Silwood2, 555 nucleotides long. The record is from the annotation of a GenBank genome assembly. Lineage: Eukaryota; Metazoa; Rotifera; Eurotatoria; Philodinida; Philodinidae.
AUGGCCAUAGUGACUAAACAACUAAUUGCAGAAGAAUCAAGUGGUGCUAUCAUUCGAACGAUCAAUGCACUAAACAAUCGUGAUUUAGCAAUGAACAAUACACUAUCACCAUUAUUUGUAGGUGAAAUUCGACUAUUUGCAGGUCUCUUGCCACUCCCACUACCUCGACUAGUCUGUAAUGGAUCUCAUGUAUCACGCACACAAUAUUCGUUUCUGUACAAAAUAAUUAGGAACUCGUAUGGCGCUACUGACAACGAAACAACAUUUAUGUUGUCCGAUUUUCGGGGUCGAGUACCUCUGGGAGUUGAUGCAUUUGCGAUGCGUAUGGAUUAUGCUACUAACGCUGGUCUAGUUGGAGGACAAGCAAUACAUACAUUACGUGUCGACCAAUUGCCAAAACAUGCUCAUGGUUCAGGUUCACUAACAACUUCGACUGCAGGUGAGCACUAUCACACUAUUUCAGACCCUGGUCAUGACCACGGAGGUUAUACAAACAAAGCUGGAAGCUUAUCACGGCAUUCGGCAGGAGGUGAUCUUAUAUUUGAAAUGGCAUAA